CCAUGGACAACGGACAUAUUCGCUCAGUUCUUGCCCGAUCCGAGCAGGCUCGAGCGUGAUGAAAUGAAAUGAAUACGAGCACAGAGCAACGACGAAGAGGCAAAGAGAGGGAAAGAGAAAGAGAGAGUUGUUGAAGAAUGGCGUCUGCAGGACGUCUGCAUGGCGCAUGGCGAGGCUUUUCAUGGUAACAAGCAGGCUCUCGUCGACUAGGUACAACCCUCGCUUUCCUCGUAGAAGGUGUCCACGUUAGAGAAGAACGGCCGUAAUAGUUGAGACGCUUGACCGACUGUUGCGCAUGAAAAGUCGGAGUGAAUUCGAGUUUUCGCUCCCCAAAAGUCUUCAGUUUAGGCUUCAAAAGCUGAACGAGCCAAGGUGAAAGUAAAGUUCCCCCGAGAAGAUAUACAUGUGUACGCGUGAAGGAACCGCAUUUCGCGAUAUUGAAAUACAUUGGAGAAACAUGCUCGCGUCGACGUGCCUCGUGAUUGUGGCAACUUGGUCGAGUGUGAAUUAACCCAAUUCACGAUAGCGAUAUGUGUUCCUUAAUGAACCCGACUCUCUUCGGGAUGGACGAUGCGAUGGACAAGUUGGAAAACGCCUGCAGACUGUGCUUGGAGCAGAGGAACGAGAUGCUGCCCAUCUUCGGGGACGAGGGUCUGCAACGCAGGGUGGUUCAGAAGCUGCGGGCCUGCCUGCCCGUCCUGGUCUACAAAACCGAUCCCUUGCCCAAACAGAUCUGUCAGUUCUGCGCGGCGAGGCUGGACGACGUGUACGAGUUCAGAGAGUAUUGCCUGAACGUCUACAAGAGUAUGUAUGCCAUGUUGAACAAGUGUACGCGGACAGACUCUGUACAGAUAUUCCUGGACGCGAUGAAAAACUCAGCGGAUCCAUGUCAGGCGCAACUCUGCAAGGAGAAGUCUAGAGCACCACCGCCAUUGGUUCCUCUAUCGAUAGCUAUGCCCUUUGAUGAUUCCGUGACUCCGCUCAAUCAGAUUAGUCAAGAUCACUUGCAAAAUGCCUGCAUGGAGACCUUGCCUGAACUACCUUGCGAGGUGGAAAUCAAAGAGAUGAAUGCAGAUCCAAUUUUGGAUGCUGAAACUACAAUCUGUGAGCCAUCGAAGAAGAAACGCAAAUUGUCAGAUAUAUUUGACGCAAAUAUGCAAAUGGGUACAAAUGUUUCUAUAUUUGAAGACAUGGAAGACACACUUUUCAAGGCAGAUUAUCAAACGAGAAAGGAAGAGAAACGAACCAGUAUUUUGGAACAAGUUUUGACUGGUAGUCUGACAAUGAAUAAUCAUCAACAGCUACAACCUAGAGUAAAAUUAACUUCCGAAUGGUGGUGCGCACCCUGUAACAGUUAUUACAAAACAAAGGACAGUCUAAUGAAGCACAUGCAUUUGCACUGCCCGCGUGUAUAUACCUGUAGAAAAUGUUCUUUAUCUUUUAAUUCUGUGGAAGUCUUAGCAAAGCACGAAGCUAAUAAUCAUUUAAAAGUCAAAUUAGACUAUACGGAAAACUUGCAAGAUUGUCAUAAAUGCGAUCGACAGUUUAUAAGCUAUGAAAUGUUAAGGCAACAUAGAUUGCGCGAUCAUUUAGCCGAAUUGACUGAGAUUGGAACUAACACCUGGUGUUCAUUGUGCAAUAGGUUUUUUCCCACUGUAAAAAGUUAUCAAAAUCACAUUCUAUUACACACGCAUAAUCAAGCAAAUUCGAUAAUACAGCAGAAACUACCUGUCGUAGAGCCUGCAAAGAUAGCAGAACGGCCAAAGGAAAUUAAAAGAGAAGAGCAAUUCUAUGAAAACGUAAAGUCUCUUAUGUGUCCCACUUGCGGAAAGGUUUGCACUCAGCAAAGUGCAUUAUCAAAUCACAUGCGUACUCAUGAACCGAAAAGACAUAAAUGCGACAUUUGCGGCCGGUCGUUCGGACUUUUUAUACGUCUGGCCGCACACAGAGUAACCGAGCAUAAUGUGCAACCAACAAUGUUACCAGUUUUGUCACCAGUUGAGCAGGAGGAAGCUUUGAAUGCUGAAAGAGAAGCAAGAGAAGCGAGAGAAGCUAAAACUCGUGGUACCAAGAAUAGAUUCUAUUCCGAGGUGAUGGAGAAAAAUAAUGUUCUGUUAGAUGACGAAUCUUCAACAAAGCGCAAUUCUAGUGGAUUCAAAAACGUUGCAAGAUGUGGCAUUUGUCUACUAUGGUUUAGCGACCAUACAACAAUGUUAACACAUCUCCAAACACACUCGGACAAUUCCCAUAAAAACUUCGUAUGCCACAUAUGUAAAAAGUCAUUUAAGGAACAAUCGCAACUGCUUAGGCAUGAGAGUUGCCAUAAACGCCUGACGCUCGAUAAUGCUUCGCUAUAUACAUCUGCUACUUGCAACAAAUCAUCGUCUAUGGAUAAAACGCAACAAAAGAUGCACACAGUGGAUAGAACUUAUCACUGCGCAAAAUGUAAUAAAAUUUUUUUCAAAGAAGUAUCGCUUCUCACUCAUCAAUGCACGAGCAAGGCACAAAUUGGAAAGAAAACUGCCGCAAAAUCUCAGCAGAAGACAUCGUCUCACGAUACGGAUAAGAAAUACAAAUGUUCAAAGUGUGACGCAUCUUUCGCAAGUUCGCAAUCACGAAAUGCUCAUAUGAGAAUGCACGUCGAAGGCACGCAUAGCAGUACGGUAUGUAAUGCACAGAAACACGAGAUUAAAGUUGAAAAGGAUGAACCGAUGCCAAAAUUACGCCCAGAGACAUCGUUGGAAUACAAUAUGUCUCUUAUUGAGCCAAAAAUUGAAAUCAGUGAACAAAGUACACCCCCACCUCUUAAACGGACUCUCAUCAAAACCGCUAAUGGACAUCGAUGUGGUGUAUGUCAAUCACCAUUCGUCUCGAGAGAGCUAGCAGUAGCGCAUUUGAGGUCCGCACAUCCUGUGAUGCCAUAUCAGUGUCCUUAUUGCAAGAAACGCUUUACGACGCAGUACACAUUCACCCAUCACAUCAAGACAGAGCAUCCCGAUGAGCCCGAGAAAUAAAGGUUGUUUGAAACUGCAUCAAAGAAAUCAUAAUUUAUAAGGCGUUGCUGCUGCCAGGAAAAUAGAUAAAAGAAAUAGGACAUUAUAUAUAUGUACACAUACGCGGAUACAGUAAACAGCAAGAUAUUGAAAAGCCAAUAUAUCCGACUGAGCGGAAGUCGCCGACUGUCAUCGUGAGACAUCGCGUCCUAGAGAAUGCAGACGAU
Molecule: messenger RNA, 3220 nt
Organism: Nylanderia fulva
Lineage: Eukaryota; Metazoa; Arthropoda; Insecta; Hymenoptera; Formicidae
Biological process (GO): regulation of transcription by RNA polymerase II
Cellular component (GO): nucleoplasm; nucleus
Molecular function (GO): zinc ion binding; DNA-binding transcription repressor activity, RNA polymerase II-specific; RNA polymerase II cis-regulatory region sequence-specific DNA binding
Source: RefSeq, a predicted model, not a curated record